AUGGCAGCAGCGGGAUCGAAGUUUCAGGCGUUCAUGAACCACCCCGCAGGACCGAAGACGGUCUUCUUCUGGGCACCGCUGAUGAAGUGGUGUCUCGUCGCUGCGGGGCUCAAGGACUUGUCGCGCCCGGCUGACAAGCUAUCCGUCUCGCAGAACGUCGCCUUGGCCGCAACCGGCUUCAUCUGGGUUCGCUACUCCCUCGUCAUCACGCCCGUGAACUACAGCUUGGCAGCAGUCAACUUCUUCGUAGGGUUGUCCGGUCUGACACAGUUGGUCCGCGUCGCAAAGUACGUGAUACGCAGUGUGCACUGGAACCAUGCUGACGGCUCGCAGCUACCGGCGUUCGCUUCAGAACGGCACGAAGGCAUGAACGCUGCAGUGCAUCGCGUACUUCCUUGUCUCGUCAUUCCAUAUCCUGCCCAAUUCCCUGUCGUAGACCUUCCCAUUGCACAAUGCCAUGCUGUAAGAAUACAUAUGAGGAGCGUCCAGUGCUUAACUAUCGUAUCGGGGACGUCAAAUCAUCGUGAGCCGGCACCGCGUCGUCGUUCCUCCCUCCGUCUUCUCCGCUCCUGCCUCUCCUCGUCCGUCUCCUCGCCAGAGAAGGAGCCCAUGGCUCUGGAUGCAAGCCCGAAUAUGCCGCCAUUCUCUUGCAAGUAA
Molecule: messenger RNA, 657 nt
Organism: Schizophyllum commune H4-8
Lineage: Eukaryota; Fungi; Basidiomycota; Agaricomycetes; Agaricales; Schizophyllaceae
Product: UPF0041-domain-containing protein
Exons: 4
Coding region: 1-657 (218 amino acids)
Biological process (GO): pyruvate import into mitochondria
Cellular component (GO): mitochondrial inner membrane
Molecular function (GO): pyruvate transmembrane transporter activity
Source: RefSeq, a predicted model, not a curated record